This is a messenger RNA of Paramecium tetraurelia, 1398 nucleotides long. RefSeq lists its product as uncharacterized. The transcript has 4 exons. Gene Ontology annotation, molecular function: ubiquitin protein ligase activity. The record is from RefSeq and is a predicted model, not a curated record. NCBI's taxonomy places the organism in Eukaryota, Ciliophora, Oligohymenophorea, Peniculida, Parameciidae. Gene Ontology annotation, biological process: protein ubiquitination.
AUGAAAGUAAAUUUUUAUUUAUUGAUAUUUGGUUACGUAAUAUGCCAAGUAUCGAGCGAUAAUACUUUUGCCUAUCACAAUACUGAAUAAGCUUAUCAAUUUCUGAUUGAAAACUAGGAUGAGUUAAUACUUGGUUAAUGGACAGCAAGUUCAGAACACUUGGUUUACUUAAACAUAGUUUUUGACAACAAAAAUUUACUAUUGUAAGUCUACCCAAGACAAAACAACGAUUACGGAGACACCCACUAUUUCAGAUUGAGUUACUCAUUAAGCAAUAGCUCCUAUCACUUUGAUUCAGUCAAAAAGCGAAUGACAUGGAACAAUACCUUAACUGAAGUUACUCUACAAAGUAAUAAGGAAAGUAACCAUUUUUAGUGCUCUGCCACUAUUUAAUUAGAAAUCCAAAAAUCUUAGAAUUCCAAAAAUCUUAAUAUUUAUAGUGAAUUUGAAGAGGGUUGUUAGAUGAAUGAAGAGAGAUUAUAACUAUUGAUGUUUAACAAUUCGAAAUAUUCAUUAGAUCUUUAAUCCUACACUGCUCUUAUCAUAUGCAUUUCACUAUUUCAAAUAAUCAAUUCACAUUACUAUUUAAAUUCGGAUUGUGUUCCAAAUUAAGGUGGUUCACUCACAAUCUCCAUAAUCUUGACUCAAGACAUUUACAUUUGCAUAUUUAGCUCAUUGCUGUUUGACACACCUAGAUUUUACUAUUUCAUUCCCUGCUUGCUUUCUCAGCUGAUUACUAUUUUAUGUGAUCUCAAAAUGAAAGCUAAAUUAACUUAAACUGAGAAUUACAGUAAGAAAGACAUACUUGUACUAAUUAUUGAAAUGACAUCCACUUCAUUCCUAUUCCUUCAAAUUAAAUACUGGUAUGGGAUGAUCCUUCUGAAUUUGUUUUUAUUGCCCCAAAUAAUAUUCACCUUUUUUACAGGAAACCGAUAGAAAUUCAACUUUAAUUAUCUCGGAACAAUUUUCCCAAGAGUCCUGCUCUCCUUAUACUUUACAGCCUAUUCGAAUAACAUUUUACUAUUCAAAUAUAAUUUAAUUGUUGUUGGGAUAGUCUUACUCAUAUCUAUCACCUAAUUCAUUUUGUACUUUUGCCAAUGUCAAUACGGAUUAUUCAUCCUCUAGACUAUGAAAUUUAAUUACUUCGUCAAAUCCACAGAAGAUCAUUCCCAAUUAGAUUGUUCAAUUUGUCUUGAUAAUUUGAAAAACACCUCAGAAUCCUACAACGUAACCUCUGAGGAGCCUGUUCUUGUUCAGACUUUGAACAUGGCCACUCAAAAAUAACUAUUGAUGAACACUCCAUGCAACCAUGUAUUUCAUCCUUCAUGUUUGAUAUAAUGGAUGUAAAUAAACCUUACAUGUCCAUUGUGUAAGAGUUCACUUCCAUAAAUAUGCUGA